Messenger RNA from Poecilia reticulata (guppy), 2440 nucleotides. RefSeq names its product carbohydrate sulfotransferase 1. Gene Ontology annotation, molecular function: N-acetylglucosamine 6-O-sulfotransferase activity. Lineage: Eukaryota; Metazoa; Chordata; Actinopteri; Cyprinodontiformes; Poeciliidae. Gene Ontology annotation, biological process: sulfur compound metabolic process; N-acetylglucosamine metabolic process. The record is from RefSeq and is a predicted model, not a curated record.
GCGUAAUGCACGGAGAAGGGGGGGUAAUCUCGCAUCCAAUCUGAUGUCUCGGCUGCUAAAGUCUCUCCGGUCUCUGGAGGGGUGGGCUACACAUGCUUAUUUUUCCAGACACUUUCCGUCCGUGGCGCGUCUCCGGCUUUGAACGCACUUGGGCUCCGGACACCGGUGGCUACUGACACACUCCCACACACACGCACACACACACCCUCCCUCACUCACACAGCUUUGCAAAUGCACAGCCCAGGACUGGACUGGCCGGAGGAAUACAACAUCUGACUGAAAGCGCUGAUGCGUGAAGGAUGUAGAGCUGGAGGUGGGGGCAGGAUGGAGUGCUCCUGGAAGACGGUGCUGCUGCUGGUGUGCGCGUCUCUUGGGGUCCAGUACACGGCUAUCCGGACCCUGAGGGACUCGAUGUCUGGACCCUGUCAGAGAGCCUACCGCUGCAGGAGCAGAUACCACAGAGACUCCAGAUGGGCUGCCUUAUGCGAUGACAGCUGGAUGCCCGUCGAGUUGCCUCAGAAGCAUAUACUGCUUUUUGCGACAACGCGCAGCGGCUCCUCGUUCACCGGACAGCUACUCAACCAGCAUCCCGGGAUCUUCUACGUCUUUGAGCCCCUUUACCACGUCCAGCAGGCCUUCACCAACUCCAGCAGCAGGUUGCGUCGAACUUUAGACCGCCGGGCCUUGCUUGGAGCAUACAGAGACCUCCUCUUAAACCUGUACACCUGCGACCUUCACUUCAUGGAGAACUACAUCCGCCCUGAGGCCCAGGAUCACAUCACAAGCUCCUUUUUCCGACGGAGCUCAAGCCAUGCCCUCUGUUCUCCUCCAGUUUGUCUGGAAGGGGCGGUUGCUGCAAUGUCUGAUUCGCCUGAUGAAAUCUGGUGUCCUAAGAAGUGCGGGGCUCUGAACCUCACUCUAGCCGCCAUAUCAUGUUUGUCAAGAGGACAUGUAGCCAUAAAAACCGUGAGGAUCCCCGAGGUGGGAGACCUGCGGACUCUGACGGAGGAUCCGCGUCUGGACCUGAAGAUCAUCCAUCUGGUGAGAGACCCCAGAGCCAUCCUCGCUUCCCGCAUCAUGGCGUUCUCUGACCAGUUUCGCGCUUGGAAAAUAUGGAAUGCCACUGGACGCCAGCCUCGAUACGUGGACCUCUCGCAGAUCACCAGCACCUGUACGGACAUGGCUGCCUCUGCAGAAACGGGCCUGCAGAGGCCAGCGUGGCUGCGAGGGCGAUACAUGCUGGUGCGGUACGAGGAUUUGGCUCUUCACCCAAAUGCCGGGGCGACUGAAAUUUACAGGUUUGUGGGUCUGGAGAUGGAGGACAGAGUGAGGAUGUGGAUAUUGAAAAACACCAACAGCAAUGUGUCGGCUCCCUCUGAGUGGAAUUACAAAUACUCCACCACGAGAGACUCCAGAGCCACGGCAGAAAGUUGGAGGCUUCGUCUCAGCUUUGACAUUGUGAGAACUAUUCAGAACCUUUGUAGCGACACGUUGGCUCUGCUCGGAUACAAGCAGGUUCAUUCUGCUGCCGAACUCAGAAACUUGUCACAAAGUUUAGUGGAGCACAGAACGUUUCAACCUGUCACAUGAUGAUGCAAGAAAUCUGCUUAUUUAGAAAACGUCUCUAUGCUCAGAUUUUGGUCUGUCAAGACGCGGAUAAAAUGAAUGUAACUUAUUUGAAUCCUGACUGAUGCCUGAAAUACUUUGCUAUAGUUGGUAAGUUUUUGUUAAAUAUGUCAAAAGUGCCAUUUUUUUUUACAUGAAGAAAACUGGGAAACAGAAGGAUGCACUAUUGGUGCUACUACUUCUGCUGUUUACCUAUAACGCUUUGGCAUUGACCAGGGGGUUCAGUCAAGACUUUUUAAAAUAAUUAGUAUCUCUCAAGAUGCAUCCCCAGAAAACUCUGACACUGAUUUUGCUUAGGAAAUGUUUAAAAAAAUUACAGCCUUUCUAUUUGAACCAAGUUCAUAGUUUUUAUUAAUUUAACAACCCAGAAGUUUCUUCUUCAACAAUUGAGCUCAAAAUUAUUUAUACCUUUAUCAAAUUUAGAUUUAAGGCAUUUUUUUUAUUCCUAUGUUUCUUCAGACUAAAAGCAACAUCAACAUGUUGUAGUCUAACAUUAAGUCAAAAAUCGGAUGGGGAAUAAUUUUCCAAUUGCAAAGAUUUGGCAAAAGAUAAAUGGUACAACUUUGUGAGCAUAAGAAGGAGUAUAUCAGUAUGCUGCCAAUAAAUCUAAUUGAUAAUUGAGGAUGCAGACAGUUUUUGCCAUGUCAGUGUUGUUAUUUUCUUUUUGUUUACUCCUCUUAUAUAAUCUUUUUGUCAGUCAGGAGAUAUCUGUGUUAAUGCUGAUCCAAAACAAGCUUUUUAAUUCCAUCCAUCCAUCCAUUUUCUUGCACCCUUGUCCCUCAGUGGGGUUGGGAGGGGUGCUGGUGCCUAUCUC